GAGCAGAAGACGCAGCUGGAGAAGGAGGCGUCCCGCAGCCGCAUCCCCCGCCUGAUCCUCCGACCGCAGCAGAAGGUAUCCCCCGCUUCCGAAUCGCCCUUUUCGGAAGAGGAGAGCCGGGAAUUCAACCCGCUCAGUUCCUCCGGGGGCUCCCGCAGGACCGUCAGCAGCAACAGCUUCUGCUCAGAUGACACUGGCUGUCCUAGUAGCCAGUCAGUCUCUCCAGUUAAGACUCCUUCUGAUGCUGGAAACAGUCCAAUCAGUUUUUGCACUGGUAGCGAUGGAGACUUCUCCAGGAAGAAAUUCAGUCCAGGGACAAUGAGCGAAGGGAACCCGCAGCUGGCUCGAUAUAAGAAGGAGACAAAGACAAGCCUUGUAAAGCCUGGUGAGUAUAGUACAGUUCCUUUCAUUUCUUUAAUUACACUUCCUAACUGA
Messenger RNA from Apaloderma vittatum (bar-tailed trogon), 435 nucleotides. Its product is annotated as syntabulin-like. The transcript is spliced from 2 exons. The record is from RefSeq and is a predicted model, not a curated record. NCBI's taxonomy places the organism in Eukaryota, Metazoa, Chordata, Aves, Trogoniformes, Trogonidae. The annotation marks the transcript as partial.